GAGGACCAUUAACAUCCUCGAAGAAGACGAGGUCCAGUCCCACCUUUAAUACUGUCUCCUGAACCCUGACCUGCAGCUGUGACACUGUCAACAGAGGUUUGGUGGAGUGUGGAAACUUACAAUUGUUACUCAGCUGUCUGUUUGGAAUAUGUUGACACUUGUGACUGUUCCUCAUGACAAGUCGUGUUUUGUUUCGUUCUGUAGCUAAUCCAAUAAGACUAUGUCCCCCUUGUUGUUUGGAAAGCUGUCCGAUUUGGAGUGGUGAUUUAGCUCGUGCAGAGUAGUCGUACUGUUCAUGUGCUUUUCCCACUAUUUUGUCCAGCAGCUGCAGCUCCACUGCAGCCGCUCUGUGUUCAGUGUGUGUGUCAGUGUGGGUUAUUCACAGUGCUGCUAUGCAGACUUACUGGAGCCACGCUCAGACAGCCCGACUGUAACACUGAGUCUGACACAGGCCUGAAUACUGCUCACACAGAAAGAAGCAUUUACAUCUGAGGAAAAGCUGUGUGUACGUCGUGAUCCAGAGGGACAACUUGUGCGGAAUAGAUGUUACACAGCUUUCUGUUUUAAUGUGGAUUAUUCAGGAUGCUGCUGUGCAGACAGAAUGGAGCCACAGAAAACCUGCUGGUGAAGUUAAAGCAACACAUAUGACUGUGCAGCUUCUGUCAGUGCAGCUGAACAGUUUGUGUGUUACACAGUUUGCAGCUGAAGGUUCAUCAGGAAGGUAGGGUCUUUUUGGGAGGAUGUCUUGUAUUAUGAAGAAUGAAACACAAUUCAUACUGGAUUAGUAUGUGUACUUUAUAAAUUGGAAAGUUUCACAUAGCUUUGGGUGAAAAGUGAAAGUGAAAACUGAAACACAAAAGUCCACUUGUACUUUUUACAGUAAUGAAGCAAGUGCUUCUAGCAGGAGGAAGUUUAGAAAGAUGACAGGAGGAAGUUCAUAUGAGUGACAUUUAAAGCAUUUUGCUGGGAUUAAAGCAUUUUGCUUUGCUGUCAAUACUUGUUUUUGUUUAGUUUAGUUGAAGUUUAUUGUUUGAAUUGAUUUCACUUAGCUUGUUACACUAACUGUUGGAAAAUGAAGAACCCUCAUCCACUGGAUAAUACCUGGAAUACAUCAAAUAACAAAGAGCCAGUACUGAUCCCUGUCCCAGACACUAACAAGAAGUUCAAGAGAAAAUCACGUGAGCCUAAAAGGCUUUUCAGCCCUGAGCCUGACAGGAUGAACACCUUCUCUACAGACAUGUCAGAUAUGGACUCAAUAGAUGACAUCCAGACAGAGUUGAGUAAUGUCAACAGAUUGGCUCCACAACAGAGGAAGCUAAUGUCACAGGAGGCCCAUACUGCAGGGAUUCUGUCAGGAGUACCAGACGGCAAAGUGGCUCCAUCUCAGAGUGGUGGACCCAUAGACAUGAGAAUUGGCAGUAACAUGCCUGCCAUGACUUCCAAACUGUGCAAGUUACCUAGCUCACCCUUCUCUAACGUAGAGAUUGCCCACUGGCCUGCAGCGAUCUCCCAGCCUUUGUCCAACAGACUCAAACUGGGCCCCCGCUCCACUUUCCCCCUGUCAACAUCAAGCAGCAGUAGCCACAGUCACCAGACCUUCUCUCUGGAGCCCUCUCUGUCAGGCCAAGCAGCAUCUCUACCUGUCCCCAGAAGCUCCCAAACCCCCCAGUGCCACGAACACGUAGAGCUUCAGGUCCAUUCACCUAAGGAGUCUCCCAGGAAGCGGGUUGGGAUGAGUGCUGAAGAGCCUGGGCGCCUUCCUGAGGUCAAAGCCAUCCAGCAGACCAGGAGGCUUCUAGCCAAUGCCAGGGAGAGGACCCGUGUUCACACCAUCAGUGCUGCGUUCGAAGCCCUAAGGAAGCAGGUACCAUGCUAUUCCUAUGGACAGAAGCUAUCCAAGCUGGCUAUACUACGCAUAGCCUGCAACUACAUCUUGUCUCUGGCUCAGUUGGCUGAGCUGGACUACAGUCCAGACCACAGAAGUCUGAGCUUCUCUCAGUGUGUGGAGCAGUGCACCAGGACCCUGCAGGCUGAGGGCCGGAGCAAGAAGAGGAAGGUUGGAAGGAUGCCAGAAGAUGUGUGAUGUUUUCAGAAUCUUCUCUUCUUGCUGUGGCCUCAUGCAGACUAGAAGCUGCACAGCCAUCAUCAGGCUCAACUCAUCUGUGGUAUUUGGUUGAAAAGAGGUAAAACCCAGGAUGUGUUUACAUGAAAAAACAAUAAUGUUCACUACAGUAACAAAUGGUAUGGAGAGAGAGAGACACAUUAUGUUAACAGCCAAAAGCAAUACAGACAAACAGGCUCACGUGGCCAAUGGUGUUCUUUCACUUAUAUUUAGUAUGUUGUUUUUACUAUGCCUGUAUCACAUGCUUGGACGGCCCGGAGGCUAGUGGUGAUGAUGAUGAUGAUGAUGAUGAUGAUGAUGAUGGUAACUAAUUGUAGACAUUGUAUUUUUAAAACCAAGUGAAAAAAUUAAUUUCUAACAUAUUUUUGGAAAUAGAGCUUUAGUGUACAGAAUGAGUUCACUGACAUUUGGACUUACUUAAACAUUCUGUUCCUGAAUAUUAUUUUACAGUUAAUAAAUAAGAAUUGACAAUGUUUACAUAAAGCUACACUUUGUACAGUCUUCUCUAUGGCCUCACUGAAUGUUUUGGUGUUAAUGUUAACAUUGUGUUUUAGUGUUGUGUAUUACUUUGUGAAGUGUCUUUGUUCCUGAUGCUAAUUCAGAAUUAACUGUGAACCAUUCAAUCCUAAAGGUGCCCUCACAGCAACAGGAAAAAUAACACAGUAUAUAGUAAAAUGAAGAACAGAUAAUAAAAUGCAUACAUCAAUCUUUUGCUUUCAUGUAAUAAUUGACAUAGUUUGAUGAUAAGUGUACAUAAAUCCUAACAGACAAAUAUGAAUAAAAAUACUUUCACAAAUGUUUCUGUUUCAAUGUUUAACACUAAAAGUGAGAUGUAUAUGUAUCAUUGUAUGUGUUUUCAAAUGGUCACUUUACCAAAUUAAUUUCAGAUUGUAUUAAUCUGCUUCUGAGAUUUCUUCAUCCACUCAAAUGAAAUUACAUUAAUUUUUCCUCACUGUAUCAAGCUGGAAAGUUUUCAAUGAUGCACAUC
Molecule: messenger RNA, 3110 nt
Organism: Scomber japonicus (chub mackerel)
Lineage: Eukaryota; Metazoa; Chordata; Actinopteri; Scombriformes; Scombridae
Gene: atoh8
Product: atonal bHLH transcription factor 8
Exons: 4
Coding region: 1073-2083 (336 amino acids)
Molecular function (GO): DNA-binding transcription factor activity; protein dimerization activity
Source: RefSeq, a predicted model, not a curated record